AUGUUGCUCAACAUUUUAAACAAACUUAAUAAUCUGGAUGUAUUAAAUUCAUUCAUAGGUGUCAAUAAAAAACUCGACCGAUUAGCUCGAGAUAUUACUUUUACACAGUCUAUUAAUUUAGUAACAACAUUAUCAAAUGAACAUCAUAAUUCAAUACUCGAUAGAUUCUGUUUAUUAAUUUUACAACGAAUUCAACAUAAUAUCCAAUGUCUUACUCUUGAUUCACUAUCAGUAGAACGUGUUCUUCGUAUUGGAAAUUAUUCGAAACUUCAUAAACUAAGUCUUGUUAAUCUUCCAAUUGAAAUGGUAUGUCGUAUUUUCAAUGGUAUGUUAUCUAUUUUCUUAAUCUUUAAAUAA
Adineta steineri is the source of this 357-nucleotide messenger RNA. Lineage: Eukaryota; Metazoa; Rotifera; Eurotatoria; Adinetida; Adinetidae. The record is from the annotation of a GenBank genome assembly.